AUGGAGGAGAGAGCGAGAGGCGAAGAAACAAGGGACCGCCCCGCCGGACAGAGGAGGACAGGGGGCAGGGGACGCUCAGAAGACGCGAAAGCCGCGAAGAGGGACAAACGGGCUGCGGGACCACGCGGGCGACCGUGGGUCGCCGGAGGGCGGGGGCCCGGAGCGUCCGAGAGUGUCUGUGUCUCUGGACCAAAAGGACAGGGGGGGGCAGGGGACGGCCCGGGAAAAACGCGAAAGCGCUGCGCGCAAGGCCCAAGGGCCGGGGGAGUGGACCACUGCGGCGACCGGCCGGGGGGAGCCGGGCCGGGAGCGCCCGAAAGAGGCAGCGGGAGACAGCAAAGGACGAGGGCGCGAGAGGAGAACCAGGGCACCGCAGACCGGGACCAAAGGACAGGGGGGCAGUGGACAACAGAGAGCGCGAGUAGCCGGGCGAGGCCCAAAGGGCAGGGGGAGGGAAACCACGCCGGCGGGCCGGGGGCCGGAGGGAGCCGGGCCCAGGGCGCCGAAGAGGCAGCGCGAAGCGAGGGACGACGCGAGAGAGAGAGAGACGCCCCGCCAGGGACCAAAGAAGACAGGGGGGGCAGGGGACGGCCGGGAGGAGGAAGCAGCGGAGAGAUCGGCGCGGCGGGUUAUGGGAGAGGCCAAACGGGCGGGGGCGAGCGACCACCCGGGCGGCCGGGCCCAGAGGGAGCCGGGCACGGAGCGCCGAGAGGCGGCCGGGACAGCAAAGACGACCCGAAGAAACCAGGGGCACGGGCCCCGCCAGAGCGAGAAAGGAGAGCGAGGGGGGCGAGGGUGAGCGCGAGAAAACGCGAAAAGCCUGCGCGAGGCCGCGUAGAGAGCGGCUGCGGGGGGAGCACGCCGGCGGCCGGGGGCCGGGGUGUGGGUGUGGGAGCCGAGCCCGAGCGCCGAAGUGGCGGCCGGGACAGCAAAGACGACCGAGAAAACCAGGGGCACCGGACCGCCAGGAGCUAUGUGAAGGAGAGGGGGAGGGGACGGGGAGAAAAACGCGAAAGCCGCGCGAGGGGCCCAACGUGGAGGGCUAGGGACCACACCGGCCCGCCCAGGGGCCCGGACGAGCCAGGCGCCCGGAGCACCGAAGAGGCGGCCGGGACAGCAAAGACAAGCCGAAGAACAAGUGGACCGCCCCGCCAGGACCAAAGGACAGGGGGGGCGGGACGGCCAGAAACGCGAAGCCGCGGAGGGCCAAACGGGCGCGGGGGGCGGGUGGACCACGCCGGCGACCGGGGGCCCGCUAGGGAGGGGGCCCGAAGCGCCGAAGAGGCGGGCCGGGAACAGCAAGCACGACCGAAGAAACAAGGGGCAACCGCGCCACCGGACAAAGGACAAUGGGGGGUGGCAGGGGACCGCCAGGCAAAACGCGAAAGCGGCGGGAGGCCCCAAACGGGCGGGGCGGCGGACCACCCGGCGGACGAGGGCCCGGAGGGGGCCGGGCCCGGGAAAAGGGGGGCAACCGAAAAAAAAAAAAGGGGGCGGCCGGGACAUCAAAGACACCCGAAGAAAACAAGGGGCACCGCCCCGCCCAGGACCAAAGGACAGGGGGGCAGGGGCGCCAGAAAACGCGACAAGCCGCGGGAGGGCCAAACGGGCAGGGGCGGGGCGACCCAACGCCGGCGACCGGGGCCCGGAGGGCAGCCGGGGCCCGGAACGCCGCCCGAAGAGGCGGCCGGGGACCAGCAAAGACGACCGAGAAACAAGGCACCGCCCCAGCAGGGACCAAAGGUGACAAGGGGGGGGCAGAGGGACGGCCCGGAAAAAACACGCACUGGAAGUAGGCGCGCGGGGCGAGGCCCAAAGGGGCGGGUGGAGGUGACCCCAACGCGGCGACCGGGGUCCCGGAGGGGAGCCGGGCCCGGAGCGGCGGGGCACGGAGAGAGGAGCGGGACAGCCAACAGAACACCGAAGAAACCGGGGGCACGGGGCGAGCGCGGCCAGGAGCCAAAGGAGAGUGGGGCUGGGGGAGACGGCUCAGACAAAUCGCAGAACAGCCGCGCGAGGCCCACACGGGUCAGGGGCGAUAGGACCACACCGCGCGGCCAGGGGGCCCGAGGGAGCCCGGAGCACGGAGCACCCGAAGAGGCGGCCGGGACAGCAAAGACAACCGAGGAAAUCAAAGGGGACCGCCCCGCAGGACCAGAAGGACAGGGGGGGCAGGGACGCCAGAAGACGCGAACAGCCGCAAGACGGGAACAACGGGCGGGGGCGGGGUACCACGCCGGCGACCGGGCGGCCCGGCAGGGAUGCGGGCACCGAGCAGCACCGUACGGAUGCGCCGGGACACAAAGACCGACCGAAGAAACAAUCAGGGGCCAUCCCCGCCCCACCAGGACCCAAAGUACAGGGGGGGGGAGGGGACGGGCCAGAAACGCGAAAGCGGCGGGAGGCCCCAAACGGCCGGGGGCGCGGACCACGGCCGGCU
Molecule: messenger RNA, 2440 nt
Organism: Nicotiana attenuata
Lineage: Eukaryota; Viridiplantae; Streptophyta; Magnoliopsida; Solanales; Solanaceae
Product: collagen alpha-1(I) chain-like
Exons: 3
Source: RefSeq, a predicted model, not a curated record